Molecule: messenger RNA, 2248 nt
Organism: Mercenaria mercenaria
Lineage: Eukaryota; Metazoa; Mollusca; Bivalvia; Venerida; Veneridae
Product: ATP-dependent RNA helicase DHX33-like
Exons: 21
Coding region: 189-2231 (680 amino acids)
Biological process (GO): positive regulation of transcription by RNA polymerase I
Cellular component (GO): intracellular anatomical structure; nucleolus
Molecular function (GO): ATP binding; RNA binding
Source: RefSeq, a predicted model, not a curated record
AAUAUUCAGAGGUUAGAGCUUACCCAAUAUGUCAGCGCCCUGUGUAUCCAGAAAAACACGAUGGAAAUGUGAAUGAAACAUAACAGUGGUUCGGGACGAAUAUCUACAUCUACAUCUACGGGGAAACUCCCAACAAUCAAUUUCUGAUCGUAACUGGGAGGUCGGGGCAGUUGUUAUAAAAUUACAAAAUGAUGAAUACAAGCACAGGAGGACCAACACCAAAGAAAAUGAAAUUCUCUCAGAAUGGAGAUGACCAUUACACAAAGAUCAGAGAAGAACGCCUACAGUUGCCAAUACGUCCAGCACGAAGUAGAUUGAUACAAGAGGUACAGAGACAUAAUUCAGUGGUGGUCAUUGGGGAAACGGGGAGUGGAAAAACAACACAGAUACCGCAGUACUUAUUUGAAGCUGGUCUACACAGAAAUUCCAUCAUAGCUAUUACACAGCCUAGAACAGUUGCAGCUAUUACAGUGUCACAGAGAGUAGCUUUAGAGAAAAGGUCCGAUAUGGGAGACUUGGUAGGAUAUCGUGUGAGAUUUGACGACACAACAUCCGAGCAUACAAAGAUCAAGUAUAUGACAGAUGGUAUGCUGUUGAGGGAGGCCAUAUCUGAUCCUCUCAUGAAACGAUACUCUAUUGUGAUACUUGACGAGGCCCAUGAGAGAACUAUACACACAGAUGUUUUGUUUGGAGUGGUCAAAUCAGCCCAGCGUCAGAGACAUAAACUAGGAAUGAAACCUCUCAAGAUAAUAGUGAUGUCUGCAACAAUGGAUGUUGAUCACUUCUCACAGUAUUUUAACAAAGCACCUGUACUCUACCUGGAAGGACGUCAGUUCCCAAUUACAGUGAUGUACUGCAAAGAAGAGCAGUCAGAUUAUCUGUUUGCUUCACUGGUCACAUUGUUCCAGAUACACAGGGAAGCUCUUCCUCAGGAAGAUAUUUUGAUGUUUUUGACUGGACAAGAAGAGAUAGAGUCUGCUGCUAAGUCAAUACGAGAUAUAGCUAAAAACAUGACAGGAAAUGUUCCCAACUUGAUUGUCUGUCCGCUGUUUGCUGCACUGCCUUCACAACAACAGCUGAAAGUGUUCCAGCCUACACCAAAGGGAUGUCGUAAAGUGAUUAUUGCUACAAAUAUAGCAGAGACGUCCAUUACAGUCAGUGGUGUGAAAUAUGUCAUAGACUCCGGGAAAGUUAAGGCUAAAAUAUAUAAUUCCCGAGGUGGCCUUGACCUUAUGAAGGUUGUACAUGUGUCACAGGCCCAGGCGCAGCAGAGAUGUGGCCGUGCCGGGCGCGAGUCUCCAGGGACUUGCUACAGACUGUAUACUGAACAACAGUAUGAAGCUUUCAGGAAAACAACAAUCCCAGAAAUACAAAGGUGUAAUUUAGCCAGUGUAGUGUUACAGUUAACUGCAAUGGGUAUACAAGAUAUAGUUAACUUUGAUUUCAUGGAUAAACCUUCUACUGAGGCGAUAAUAAGUGCAAUAGAACAUCUGAAACUUCUUGGGGCAUUGGAGAAUACAGAAGAAAUCAGGUUAACUUCAAUAGGCAAACAGAUGGCAGAAUUUCCACUUGACCCUAGAAUGUCAAAGGCCAUUAUAUCAGCCAAAGAUUUCAAAUGUUUAGAGGAGAUUCUGACUAUAGUGUCACUGCUGUCUGUGGACUCUGUUCUUUAUACUCCACAAAGCAGAAGGGAGCAAGCUGUAGCUGUUAGACAGAAGUUUAUGUCAAGUGAAGGUGACCAUAUAACACUACUCAAUGUAUUCAGGGCUUAUAAAGGUGUUAAUGGGAACAAGGCAUGGUGUCAAGAAAAUUUUAUCAACAUGAGAAAUAUGCGGACAGUGUUUGAUGUACGACGCCAGCUCAGGGAUAUAUGUGUCAGACAAGAUCUGCCUCUCAAUACAUGUGGUCAUGAUACAGCCUCUAUCAGAAAAUGUUUAGCUACUGGAUUUUUCAUGAAUUCAGCAGAACUGCAGAAGGAAGGAGAAUACAUGUCUUUAUCAACUAGGAAAUCAGUUACGAUACAUCCAUCAUCAGCUUUGUUCCAUUGUAAACCUGCAUAUGUCAUCUAUAAUGAACUUGUACAGACUACUAAAUGUUACAUGAGGGAUCUGUGUGUCGUAGAUGCUGACUGGUUAUAUGAGACUGCACCUACCUACUUCAAGAAGAAAAAACCUGGUGAAUGCGCUGUUGUAAAUUAUUAUUCUUUACUUGUUAUCAAUCUAAUGAAAUAAAUGUAUAAUAUAAAAAG